CCUGUAGGUACAUGGCUAAGACCUGGACACCGUCUGCACCUUACCCAGGAUUCUACAGUUUUCUCUUGGUGAAUCCUUGAUGGAUUUGACUCUUGGUUGCUGGCAACUUUUGGGCAGGAGAAAUGGCUACAAUCAGACUGGGGUUUGGAAGGCAGAAUUUUUGUCUGUUAAAGAGGAGGAGUUUCUUGCUGUUGAAACUCACAGCUGUUGUCUUUGCCGUGCUUCUAUUUUGUGAAUUUUUAAUCUAUUACUUAGUGAUCUUUCAGUGUCAUUGGCCUGAGAUGAAAACUCCAGCCUAUGGUGGUGAAAAAGAGAAUCCUGAACCUGUGCUGAAAGCCAUAUUUUUGGCUGAUACCCACUUGCUUGGGGAAGUAAGAGGCCACUGGCUAGACAAAUUACGAAGGGAAUGGCAAAUGGAGAGAGCCUUCCAGACGGCUCUGUGGUUGUUGCAGCCAGAAGUCAUCUUCAUUCUGGGGGACAUCUUUGAUGAAGGGAAGUGGAGCUCCUCCCAGGCCUGGGCAGACGAUGUCGAGCGGUUUCAGAAAAUGUUCAGACACCCACGUCAUGUGCAGCUGAAGGUGGUUGCUGGCAACCAUGACAUUGGCUUCCACUACCAGAUGAACAUGUACAAAAUAAAACGAUUUGAGAAAGUUUUCAACCCUGAAAGGCUGUUUUCUUGGAAAGGAGUUAACUUCGUGCUGGUCAACAGCGUCGCACUGGAAGGGGACGGCUGCAACAUCUGCUCUGAAGCAGAGGCUGAGCUCAUCGCGAUUUCUCACCAACUGAACUGCUCCCGAGAGCAGGAGCAUCGCUCCACCAGGUGUGGAGAUGGGCCCCCACUGCCAGCAUCCGCCCCAGUCCUUCUGCAGCAUUUUCCACUUUACCGGAGGAGCGACGCUAACUGUUCUGGGGAGGACGCGGCACCUCCGGAUGAAAGGGGCAUCCCCUUUAAGGAGAGAUACGAUGUGCUUUCUCGGGAGGCUUCGCAAAAGCUGCUGUGGUGGCUCCGGCCGCGCCUGGUCCUGAGCGGCCACACGCACAGCGCCUGCGAGGUGCUCCACGGGGCCGGGACCCCCGAGCUCAGCGUGCCGUCUUUCAGUUGGAGGAACAGAAACAACCCCAGUUUCAUCAUGGGCAGCAUCACGCCCACAGACUAUGCCCUUGCCAAGUGCUACCUCCCCUUUGAGGACACGGUUCUGAUCAUAUACUGUGGAGCAGCUGGGUUCCUUGUGGUCCUCAUAUUAGUUCACUGUGGGCUUCUAGGCUCACCUUUUCUUCUUGGUUGGAACCUGCUCAGAAAACCUAAGACAACAUGAAGAGCAGGAGACUUUUUGCAUUUAGUAAUAAAUAUCAAAGCCAAAGAAACUGAACUUCGGGCAGUGCUUAUGUGAGAUGAGACCAAGGUAGGCUGUCUUUAUGCACAUCAUAGAAAUUCUAAAUCACUGAUGCAAAUUACUGCAGAAUGAAUAGUUGAUUGUGCUGUUCUCAUGCUGUAAAAAUGGAACAUGUACUCUACAACAAGUCUGUUUUCUCAUUUUAUCAAAUAUGUGUAUAACCAAGAUGAUAUCUGUACAAUAUGUAAAAGCUGUUGAUGGCAUCACUUGCAUGCACUAGACAGUCUUUCCUCCCCAAGAUGGGCUGCAGCCCUGGAAUACACUUUGGAGUAGGUAUACACAGACAUGGGUUUGCUUCUCUCCUCCUAUGAAGUAGUUCUCAAAUUCCUAUAUAUUAUAAAGCUGUACACUUAAAAGUACAGAUGCUACAAGCAGGAA
This is a messenger RNA of Ceratotherium simum simum (southern white rhinoceros), 1772 nucleotides long. RefSeq names its product metallophosphoesterase 1 (gene MPPE1). The record is from RefSeq and is a predicted model, not a curated record. NCBI's taxonomy places the organism in Eukaryota, Metazoa, Chordata, Mammalia, Perissodactyla, Rhinocerotidae. Gene Ontology annotation, cellular component: endoplasmic reticulum-Golgi intermediate compartment. Gene Ontology annotation, molecular function: phosphoric diester hydrolase activity. Gene Ontology annotation, biological process: endoplasmic reticulum to Golgi vesicle-mediated transport; GPI anchor biosynthetic process.